Molecule: messenger RNA, 1833 nt
Organism: Astyanax mexicanus (Mexican tetra)
Lineage: Eukaryota; Metazoa; Chordata; Actinopteri; Characiformes; Acestrorhamphidae
Exons: 6
Coding region: 135-1199 (354 amino acids)
Biological process (GO): response to bacterium
Source: RefSeq, a predicted model, not a curated record
AUGAAGCAGAAAGAAAGAGCCCUGUGACUUUUAUCAGCCAAUGAGGUUUGUUCCAUGUGCUCACCAGACUAUUUCAGCUCGCUCGCUUUCUUUAAGACUUUUCCACCAGGUUAUAGCGGUUGUUAUUGUUGAGGAUGGCUCGAGCUGGGAUUAUAUUCUUGAUUCUCUACGAAAUAUGUUCUGCUGAAACUGUAGGAAAUACAGAACCGUCGGUUGUCUCAGUUAAAGUUGGAAAAUCGGUUACUCUAAACUGCACAUCUGCACUUAUAGAUAAGUCUAAAGUUGCAUACUGGUUUAAGUACAGACUGGAGCACAAACCACAGGAAGUGGGAUUUAAGCUCAAAGAUAAGCAACAUGAGCUUCAAAAUCCGUUUAAAGACUCAAAAUCAGGAUUUGAGUUGAAGGAAGUUGGCAGUGGGCUUUCUCUCAGUAUUAAAGAGGUUCAGAAAGAAGAUGAAGGAAUGUACUUCUGUGGAUCGAUUAGCGAGAAAUCUGUGAACUUUUCUACUGGAACUUUCUUAGCUGUGUCGGAUCCUUCAAACAUCUCAGUUCUCCAGACUCCAGCACUGCAGUCGGUUCCUCCAGGAGAAGCAGUGAAUCUUCAGUGUACGGUUCUCUCUGAGAUCAGAUCAGCAGAACUGAGAGUGUUCUGGAUCAGAUCUGCUGCAGGAUCAUCCUUUCCUGAAAUCAUCUUCACUCAUCACAACAGCAGCAGCAGCAGCAACAGCAGCCGUCAGUGUGAGAUCAGCUCUCCUAAACACAGCAGUGUGUACAACUUCUCCACCAACAUCCCCAACAACCACCAUGCUGCAACUUACUACUGCGCUGUGGAGACCUGUGGAAGGAUCAUCGUUGGAAAUGGAACAACAGUAGAAAUAAACAAGGGGAACAGUUGUACUACAGGUGUACUGGUAGUCGCUCUCGGGGUGUUUUCAGGAGUGUGUGUGGUUGUAAUCUGUGCUCAGGCCAUCAUCAUUUUGAAGCUGAAGAGAACCGGGCCAUGUGCUGGGAAACUUCAGCCGGGCGCUGUGGUGGAGAACGCUUUCAGUCAGCAGGACCAGAAUGCUGAUAGUCUGAAUUACGCUUCAGUUCAGUUUAAAGAGAAGAAACCUAAACGAGAAGAGAGACGGAGGAGAGAGGAACCGGAGGAACUGGUCUACUCUCAAGUCAGAUCCACCACUCACCGUCCAAAACAUUAGAUCUACUAGAGCUUAGUAUUACAGUCUUUACAGACAGACAAAAUAGAUAGAUAGAUAGAUAGAUAGAUAGCCUUCAGUGUGAAUCUACAAUUUAAAUAGUCCUGAAAAUUAAGAAAACACAUUGAAUGAAAUGAUGUGUCCAAACUUUUGGCCUGUACUGUAGAUAUAUAGAUAUUAGACAGACCAACAUAUAUUAAAUAGAAAAAAAAAACAUUGUACAGUAUUAAGAGUAAAUCUAUUACCAUAUUUACAUGCAGGUACACAUAUUGUGUUUGAAUUUAAAUGUAUUAUUUUUAUUUCAUACUUUCUGAUUUGUUUUAUGAGGUAUUUUUAUUGUAUUUUCUUUUUCUGUUUGGCCUGUAAAUAGCCAUGUGUUCAUUAACUUUUAACAAUAGGAGAUGUUUGAUUUAUUAAUAUCAUGAAUUUAACCUCAUUUAAGCUUUAUAUAGAUUUAAAUUUAAGCAGCAUGUCAAAAGGUAGAAUUUAAAAAUGAACUGCUUAAUUCAAUUCCAAGCGGUUUCUAUUGAAAUUAAAUGUUUAUAUUGAAACCUUAUUUGUGGAAAAAUAAUAUUCAAAUCAAAUUGUUCAUUUUUUUUGUGAUGUUUGGUUUGUUUUUUGUUUUUAUUUCAUGUUA